CCUUCAUCACGCGCUGUAUCGCGAGAGCUUGCGGCUCCACUUUGGAAGGAAUCACCGUAAAGAUGGCGGCUCCGCCCGACGAGGGGAGUUUGGAGUCCCGCAUCAACAAAGCAACCAAUCCACUAAACAGAGAGACGGACUGGGAUAGCAUUCAGGCCUUCUGUGAGCAGCUCAGCAAUGAACCUGAAGGUCCCCAGCUGGCCACUAGGCUUUUGGCCCACAAGAUCCAAUCGCCGCAGGAAUGGGAGGCCAUGCAGGCACUCAUGGUUUUGGAGACGUGUAUGAAACACUGUGGGAAGAGAUUCCAUAACGAAGUGGGAAAAUUCCGCUUCCUAAAUGAACUAAUUAAGGUGGUUUCUCCUAAGUACCUGGGCUCUAGAGCUCCAGAACCCGUUAAGAAGAAAGUUCUAGAAAUGAUGUAUAGCUGGACUGUGGGUCUUCCCGAAGAGGCUAAAAUUUCUGAUGCCUAUCAAAUGCUCAAAAAACAAGGUAUUGUGAAACAAGACCCCACUCUUCCUGAUGACAAGCCCCUCCCCCCGCCUCCACCCAGACCUAAGAAUGCUAUCUUUGAGGAUGAAGAGAAGUCCAAGAUGCUGUCACGCCUGCUCAAUAGCACUCACCCUGAGGACCUGAGGGCGGCAAACAAACUCAUUAAGGAAAUGGUUCAAGAGGACCAGAAACGCAUGGAGAAAGUGUCCAAGAGAGUAAAUGCCAUUCAGGAAGUCAAGGAAAGUGUCGGACUGCUCACACAGCUACUUGGAGACUACAACAAAGAGAACAGCUCGCAUGGCAAUGAAGACCUUAUCAAAGAUCUGUAUCAGCGCUGUGAGAAGAUGAGACCUACCCUCUUCAGACUUGCUAGUGACACUGAAGACAAUGAUGAAGCCUUAGCGGAGAUUUUGCAGGCGAACGACAGCCUGACCCAAGUGAUUAAUCUGUACAGACAACUGGUGAAGGGAGAAGAGGUGAAUGGGGACAGUGCCACCACACCCAGACUUCCAGGCAGCAGCACAGCUCUUUUGGACCUUAGUGGGUUGGACACUUCACCCUCAGCUCCUACCUUCCCAGAAUUCCCUUCUCAGCCCACACCAUCAAAGGAGCUGGGAAUGAGCCUGCUGGAUGAUGAGCUCAUGUCCCUAGGACUAACUGAUGUUACUCCCAAUUCGAAUCUGGCCUCCUCACAGUCUGGGGAAACCACAACAUGGAAUUCGUUUCAGUCAUCAGAUACUGUAGAGGCACCCGCCCCUUCAGUACCUGCUGCAGUCCUGAUGCCAUCAGUUACCACUCCCCAGGUCCCUGCCACUGCUCCCCCUCCAGCUUCUAAAGUCCUGGAUGAGCUGGACCUGCUGGGAAAGACCCUGCUGCAGCAGUCCCUGCCCCCAGAGAGCCUGCAGGUCAAAUGGGACAAGCUUCAGCCGCAGUCUAAACCCACACUAAGAGAUCUCCAGAGCAAGUCCAACACCAAUCCUGCCACGAGCCCCAGUCCUGUCCUGAACUUUCCCUCUGAGCCUGGGAACCUGCUGAACUCUCAGCCUAGUCAUGAGGUUCCUGCACCAGGCAUAGCUCCAGCUUCCACCCCACAAGAUGAAAUGUCCUUGGCCAGUGUUACUGUGCCCCUGGAAUCCAUCAAACCUAGUAGCAUGUUGCCAGUGACAAUCUUUGACAAACACAGUUUGCGUGUUCUGUUCCAUUUUGCACGGGACUCCCCUCCAGCCCGGCCUGAUGUUCUGGUGGUGAUUAUCUCCAUGCUGUCCUCUGCUCCUGUGCCCGUCACAAACAUUCGCUUCCAAUCUGCUGUGCCCAAGACAAUGAGGGUCAAACUGCAGCCGCCAUCUGGAACAGAGCUACCAGCCUUCAACCCUAUACUUCCACCUGCUGCGAUUACACAAGUCCUUCUGCUGGCCAACCCUCACAAGGAAAAAGUCCGGUUGAGAUACAAGCUGACUUUCGAUUUAGCCAAAGAAUCCCACGACGAGAGCGGAGACGUAGAACAGUUCCCACCUCCAGAGUCCUGGGGGAACCUUUAGGAAAAGACUGACUUUCUGCUGCUUUAUCCUUCUGCUUCCUGUUGGUCUCGCCUGAAGGCAGUGGCUCUUACUAUAUGCGGUUCAGUUUUAAUCCUAAGAAAACUGGGCCUCUGCUCACUUCCCCUUAUGAAGGUUUGAACAGCCUUAGUUAAAUGUGAGUUGGUCAUUUUAAAUGAAAGCAUGUAAAGGAAUGAUAAGAUGAAGUGAGGAAGGGUUUCAUUUUUCUGUAUUGGAGCCAGGUAUCUGUCGAUGGAUCUGCCUUGGACCCCCUAUACUGUUGUUUCCAUCUCUUGCUUUUCUCUCCUCUAUUACUCGUCUUUCAUUCCAAUGAACGGUUUUAAACUUCUUCAUCUAACCUCCCAUCUUCCUCUGCUGCCUCUCUGCCUCUGGCUUUGUCUUUGUUUUGUGAACACUGUUAACGAUACAGCAUCAGGCCUUCCUGAUGGGGAAGGGGUGUGCGUGCUUGUCCCUCAUUAAUACUCUUCAUUGUGCUGGUCUGGUCUAUAGUAGAGAAAAAAAUAUUGGAUCAUUGGAAUUUUAUUAUUUGCAGCUCGUGACCGCAGUGGUUCGAAUAACGAUACGAUGAAACAGACUUUGUGUCUUAACUGUGAUUUAUUAUGUAUGUGAUUGAUCCUCUUCUCUGAUGGAAGUCCAAUCUGUUUCCUGUUUGCUUUCUGAUUAGCACUAUCUUUAUCACAUGCGUAAUUAAGUUAUAUUGAAUUUGAUUGAUUUUUUUUUUUUUUUGUAUGAGCAUAUCUGCAUUCGCUGAAGUUGCACAUUUCGUUUUAUUUUUUUCCUUUGAUCAUACUGUUCAGUGUUGAUUCAGCAGAUUGCAUGUGUUUGUUUUGUUUUGCUCAAGACUGAUCACCGCUACUGUUCCACUACAUGAUGGCAACCAUUUCUAUUCACUUUGAGAUUGAAAGUAGUCUGUUUUCGGUUUUAAGUGCUUACUGAACAAGAUGUUUUGCACCCAAAUGAAUGUGUCCACACUCCAUGUUUCCUGUUACGUAUUUGUGUCUUCACCCUGUCCAACUGAAUUUGUUGAACAUCAUUAAUGCUGACGUCUUGUUUAAAUCUACCGUAUGUGCCUAAUCUAAUGUUUUACAUUCGUCCUGUACUUUUUUUUUUUUAGGUUGACGUGUGUUUAUACAUAUUUACAUUUCUGUCUGUGCUUUUUGGUUUUGGUUUAGGAGUUCUGGAUUUUAUUUGUUUGUACUGGUGCACGCUCUAAUGAAACUAUGAUGAAAUUGUCAUUAGUUACAUUUGAGGUGACAGCAGCACCUCAAUUUUUUUUUUUUGCCCUUGUGACUUCUAUUUCAGACAUUUUGGCCCUUACCAAACAUUACAGAAAAAUUUGGUCAAGGUAAUCACUGGACACUGUACUGGUUUUAAAUUAGCUGUUCCAUGAACAAGACUCAAACUGAUCUGUUCAUAGCUGGAAGAAAAUGAGCUCAAGCAGAUGAGCUGAAGUUGUCUGUGUAAUUGUCUAGCUGUAUGGCACAAAGAUAAAGCUGCAGUUUUAAAUGUCAUGUUGCAGCCACCCUGUCACAUUACGGGACACGCCCCCAGCAGCCCAUAAAGCCCCUCCUACCAAUGUUUUCCUCCAGACUGUAAAUAGCAUCGGUAUUGCAAUUAUGUACAUUUGCCAAAAACUUAAAAACUACAGAGAGCAAAUGAUGAGAGUGGAGGAGAUCUAAGAAUGUAGUGCAAAUAUGUAUUUAAGGGAAAUAAAGUUAUUCUUUUUCUUGGGGGUUUAAAAA
Molecule: messenger RNA, 3787 nt
Organism: Astyanax mexicanus (Mexican tetra)
Lineage: Eukaryota; Metazoa; Chordata; Actinopteri; Characiformes; Acestrorhamphidae
Gene: gga1
Product: golgi-associated, gamma adaptin ear containing, ARF binding protein 1
Exons: 17
Coding region: 63-2027 (654 amino acids)
Biological process (GO): vesicle-mediated transport; intracellular protein transport
Cellular component (GO): trans-Golgi network
Molecular function (GO): ubiquitin binding; small GTPase binding; phosphatidylinositol binding
Source: RefSeq, a predicted model, not a curated record